Achroia grisella is the source of this 2936-nucleotide messenger RNA. RefSeq names its product leukocyte receptor cluster member 8 homolog. Gene Ontology annotation, cellular component: nucleus. Bases 288 to 2444 code for a protein of 718 amino acids. Lineage: Eukaryota; Metazoa; Arthropoda; Insecta; Lepidoptera; Pyralidae. The transcript is spliced from 5 exons. The record is from RefSeq and is a predicted model, not a curated record.
UCAGGGUGCGGAAUUCGAUUCUAUUGUACUAGUCGUUUGUGAAAUAUUACAAUUAAAUUACUACUAUUUGCUUAGAACUAAUUACAUUUAUUUUCUAUAAAUCUUUCGAGUACAGACUUAUUAUUAAAAUGUGUUUCACUUGUUAAAUAUAGUGUGACCUAGAAAAUGUGAAGCUCUGUUCCGUAACUGUGAAAAGUGACGCCAUUUUGAAGUCAUUGUUGAAAAGGUAUUCUUAAGGUUUUGUUAUUUGUAACUUACCUACAAUAUCGCAGUAUAUUUUAACAAAUAUGGCCGACAACAGUUCAAAGGAACCUCCUCUGCAAACUAUGAAUGGUAUGCCACCCAAUCAUAACCCAUGGAUGUAUGGUAUUUAUCAAUACAAUGGGUAUCACUCUGGUAUGUACCCACCGUACUACAAUCAAUAUUACAAUCAAAUGGGCAAUAAUGCUUUUCCUAAUAAUAAUUCCCACCAGUUUCAACAUAAUAAAGAUUAUAAAAAUGAAUUUGGCCAUCCUCCAUUUUCAAAACCACCUCCACCAGCUCCAUUGCUCGGUAUGUCACCACUUGAUACUAGUCGACCUUUUUUAAAUCAAUCGCCCAUUAGAUUUCAUUUGAAUGCGAACAGGAAGUCUACUCCUAUUCCUCAAAAUGAAAAUCCCCUUUUGGGAAAUACUGGCAAUGCAAAAAAGAAGCGUAAAAAGGGUAACAAAGUUUUUGAUGAAGAUUUGAACAGUUCUAUAAAUUCAUUACCUCCACUGCCAGAUCAUCCACCACCUUUACCUCCGUGUCCACCACCCGAUCUCCCUAAACCUCCACCACCUCCACCCCUUGAUGUACCUCUGCCUCCACCACUGGCAACUGAGGACAUACCGGAGCCACUAGAAGAGCCUAAAGGUGAUAAUGUUAGAGAAAAUGAUUUCAAUGAUACAGAAGAUAAUAGCUCUUCCAACAUUUUAAAAUCACCAAUAUGCCAGUCAUCAGCUGGAACAUGGCCUGAAAGUCUUGAGAGGUAUAUCAAGAGAUGUUAUGAAAAAUGCAAAACAACUAUUGAUCGUGAUCAAAUUGAUAUAUGCUUAAAGGGUCGUAUAACAGCAGCUGCAAACAAAGAUGAAAUUUGGACAAGGAAUUGGGAUGCAGAGCCAAUACCAAGUGUUCAUAGUGAACGUAAUUCACUCUCAGUUAAACCUGUUCGAGGUACAUUAUCAUUAUAUCAAAAGGCUGAAAUAGAUCCAUCUAAAUCUAAAAAUAGUGUGAAUUCCAGAGGAUUCAUUACUCAUAAAAGUUCCCCACCAAAGAGAAGGAGACAUUCAAGGAGCAAGUCUAGAAGUCCCCCAAGGAAAAGACUAAGUGCUUCUUCAGUAUCCAGUGACGAAGUUGAUGAUAAGAAGAUCUCCAAAACUAAAACCCGACAAAAGAUUAAAGAUCGGUUAUCUCUUGACAAUAAGAAACAAGAAAAGUAUAAUAAAAGUGCUAAAAAGAAACCCAUUUAUGAGCAAUUUAUUGUAGAAGAUGUGCAAGGAAAUGCUGAGAAGCUCCAGAAGAGGGCUGAAAGAUUUGGAAAUUCAAGUAAUGUACCCUCCAUAGCAAGUUCUAUUCAAGCAGGUAGUCGGAAACCUGAGCCAAGUAUCAAGAAACCAAUUAUUCAAGAUACAGAAGGAGAUUAUGAGUUGAAUAAUGUACAUAUAGUAGGAACAUGUUUAGAUAUAGAAAAAUCCUUUUUAAGACUUACCAAAGCACCAGAAGCUUGUGAAGUCCGACCUGUAUCAGUACUUAAAACUUCUUUGAAAAAUGUCAAAGAAAGGUGGAUAGAUAGACAAGACUACAGAUAUGCAUGUGAUCAGCUUAAAUCAAUUAGACAAGACCUAACUGUUCAAGGUAUAAGAGACAAUUUUACAGUAGAGGUGUAUGAGACUCAUGCACGUAUUGCAUUGGAAAAAGGAGAUCAUGAAGAAUUUAAUCAGUGUCAAACGCAACUCAAAAUGCUUUAUGGGGAAUUGCCAGAAUGUAGAAUUAAUGCAGCAGAGUUUACUGCAUAUAGAAUAUUAUAUUACAUAUUUACUAAAAAUACAUUAGAUCUAACAACCAUAUUUCAGUUUCUUUCAAAGGAAGACAGAGAAAAUGAAUGUAUUAAACAUGCACUCCAAACCAGAUGUGCUUGGGCAACAGGCAACAUGCACAAAUUUUUCUUGCUUUAUAAGACAGCUCCAUUAAUGGCGGGGUAUCUAAUGGAUUGGUUUGUGGAAAGAGAAAGGAAGCAGUAUCUCAAGUACAUCAUAAAGUCCUACAGGCAGUCAAUACCCGUGGACUUCAUCGUUCGGGAGCUGGCGUUUGAGUCGAGUUCUAAGGCAUUAGAGUUAUUAAAUCAGUUCCCCCUGUUUUAUACUGACUGUGAUCAGACUCAAAUUGAUUGCAAGGCCAGCUUCCCAGCUGUAGCGAAUAUAUAACAUUUUCAGUUUGGUAAACCAUGUCCUGUACUAAUUGCGUAUUGUUGCGUGGUUAUGUAACCAGACAUGCGACCGCAGAGUAUGCACGACACUUCUGCUCAGUCGCUGCUCUGCCUCAUGUUAUUCUCACCUUAUUUUGAUCAGCUUAACUAGGAUGAGGCGGCAAAAAAACUAACACAUCACACAUUAAGUUACACAGCAGAAGAUUGAAUGCAGAAUUCGCAAAGAAUGAACUACAUGCGUCACGUCUGAAGAAGCAAGUGCUACAAUUACAGGAGGUUUUAGUGUCUGAAUACAAACUAAAAAUGCAGUGCUGUUAAAAAGACUUACACAGGACUUGUACAUGUUAACUAAAGUAUUUUAAAAGUGUUGUCCUUCAUCCUCAAUUAUUUUUUUGUAAAUAAUAUACCUAUUGUAUAUUUUUAAUUUACGAUUUCAUUUAUUAUUAUAAUAUAAAUAAUACACCCACAUGUAGUUGUGAUUUAGUGUUAA